Filobasidium floriforme is the source of this 1490-nucleotide messenger RNA. RefSeq lists its product as uncharacterized. Gene Ontology annotation, cellular component: proteasome regulatory particle, base subcomplex; nucleus; cytosol. Gene Ontology annotation, biological process: proteasome-mediated ubiquitin-dependent protein catabolic process. The record is from RefSeq and is a predicted model, not a curated record. Lineage: Eukaryota; Fungi; Basidiomycota; Tremellomycetes; Filobasidiales; Filobasidiaceae. The transcript has 6 exons. Gene Ontology annotation, molecular function: polyubiquitin modification-dependent protein binding. The coding region runs from base 181 to 1359 and encodes 392 amino acids.
CACAACUUGCAGCGAUCCGAUGUCGUGGUCAGCUCAGGAUAUCAGGAUCGAGCAUACUGUAUCGAACAUAGCGAGCAUCGGUCGAAAGCCUUACGACCCGACCCGCCCUAAAGAUUGUCAAACACCGGAUAGACCACCAGCCCAGAAGACCUCCUAACGACCGAAGACGACCCGCCCAUCAUGCCUCUCGAAGCUACCAUGAUUGUCAUCGACAACUCCGAGUACAUGAGGAACGGAGACUACGCACCGAACCGUUUUCAAGCGCAGAACGAUGCCGUCUCCAUGGUAUUCAACUCCAAGACGGGGAGUAACCCCGAGAACACGUGUGGGGUGAUGAGUAUGGCCGGACAGAGCCCGCAAGUCCUAGCGACCCUAACUCAAGACCUAGGCAAAGUCCUCUCCGCCCUCCAGACCAACCACAUCGGAGGAUCCAUCGACCUCCCGACCGCCCUGAACGUGGCCCAGUUGGCUCUGAAACAUCGGGAGAACAAGAAUCAACGUCAGAGGAUCGUCGUCUUCCUGGGGUCUCCGCUUGUCGAUCCCUUCGGCACUGGGAUCGGUUCGAGCAGUGACGCAGCGGGGAAGGGAUCAAGUGAAGAGGCUUUGGUCAAGUUGGGGAAGAAGUUGAAGAAGAACAAUGUGGCUGUGGAUCUGGUGCUUUUUGGGGACGAAGGGAUGGAGAACGAGGCGGUGUUGUCCAAGUUUAUCGAGGCCACGCAGAACAGCGAGAAUUGCAACCUGGUGACGAUCCCACCCGGUCCUCACCUCCUUUCCGACCUGCUCGCUACCUCUCCUAUCCUCGCUGGUGAAGGUGGAGCUGGGAUGGCCCAGGGGAUGGACCAAGAUGGUGAUUUCGGAGCGGCCGCAGGGGGUGCAGGUGGUGCGGGGGGUGAUUUUGGGAUCGACCCGAAUAUGGACCCGGAGUUGGCCAUGGCCAUUCGGAUGUCUCUGCAAGAGGAAGAAGAACGUCAACGAAGAGAAGCCGGAGCCUCCGCACCUGCCGCAUCAACCGAGACCGCAUCUUCUUCCACUUCGACUUCCGCCCCGGCUCCUAUCCCUACCGAGACCCCGACGGACCCACUCGCCGCUCCCGAACCCGCCAUGCCGACCUCGUCCGAACCUACCCAAGCUCCACCUCAUCCCGCUACGGGAAUGCCAUCCGACACUUCGGGGCCGAUCUCGGUGCCAGGUCAGUUGUCGGAUGAUGAUGUCGAUAUGGACCAAGCUGCGGCUCCGACAGGUGCGGGUGGUGAUGGUGCAGGGGAAGAGGAUGAGGAUGAGGACGAGGCGAUGUUGAGGGCGAUCGCUAUGAGUAUGGAAGGACAGGAAGGAGGGGCGAAGGAGGAGGAGAAAAAGUAGGCCGGUCUAGGCUCCGUCUGGACUCUCAGGCAUACUCGGACCGAUGUUGCAUGUGAUGUGGGCAUAUAUAUAUCUUUUGUGGUUAAUGACAUGUAUUGCGUUUUAUGCGGAUGAUAUCUUACGACGACGAA